AGGUUCUUCGGCAUAUCGCUUCCAACAUAUCGACUACCUUUUACCAACCGAACCCAUCUCGUCGUCGUCGUCGUCGUCCCAACCGAUCGGCCGGACCAUGUGGAGGGUAAAAAACCACAUUCUCUCCGUGCGUUGUGUACCUCGGAGUUAUUUUUGAGCAUCACCAACUUAACCAAACCAACAAUCUCGGUGCUUGUAGACUCGUUUUCUUUGCCGUUUUACCAUACGGGAAGAACAAAUGGAAGGUUCACACAGUUUCCCUUUUCGCUCUGUGUACCUUCCUUUCCUUGUAAGAUAGUUUUCAGACCGAGCGAGCCGAGGUUUGCUGCCCCGUUGCCGAACCGGUAUUGCGGGUAGGGGAAACCGCCGGGAGCGGAGGGGAGGUACACAUAUUAUGUUGAAAAACCUCAACCAUACCUAAACGACAAUCCCGAACCGGCAGGCACCAGCAAACCAGCCAUCUCGGAGGGUAUUAGAAAGGGAUGGCAUCAGGCGCGCUGAGCUAGCAGCAGAGUAAUAGGAGUGUUAAGCGACCCCCUUUAUUGGUAGGGUAGACGCGCGUCGGCCGCGGUCUCUCCGGCGGACGGUAACGUUAAACGUAAUCUUUCUAUUCUACGUACUUGAGAGGCAGACAGAACACGCAGCUCAAUCGUUGUUCGCGCUCGUACGCUUCGCGUGGUAGGUUGUUUGUCAUUCCGGUGGCAAACGGCGGCCAACACUAGCUCAACCCGCAUCCGCACCAUUUGUCAGUUUUGAAGUUCUACUCGGCCCGUCAACAGUUUCUGCGGCGUGCGUUGUCUUGGCUCCGACCGACGAGCACGAACCGAACCUUCAUCAUGUUACCCGCCUGCCUGCGGAGCUCAAGAUAAUUGAUGUUAAGUGAAAGAUAGCUGCUUGCAGGCCGGAAUCCGCACACAAAAUACAGCUCUAGGGCGUGUGAGAAGCUCCUAGGCACUAAAAUCAAGUGCCUGUGAUCGGUGAAAAAGUGUUUAACGACCAGUGAAAAACACAGUGUGCUACUUGCACUUUUAUUUUGAUUAAAGUGAAAUUGGGGAAAAAAAACGCACUCACACACACACACACACUCUUCCGGACACCACCAUCCGUCAUUUUCAUCAACAUGUCGGAACAAAGCGACGAAUCGAAGGAAAUGCUGGGCGAGUACGAUCGGAACCUAUUGGAGCAGUUGGUCGUGAACGAUUGGGGCCUCAGUGCGGCAGCAUACAAAAGAAUGGUUUAUUGCGGUAUAGACGAGGUCAGCUUGGUGCUGAUCGAGGAUUCAGAAAUUAAUGAACUGUUCAGCGAUCCGCGGCUGCUCGGCCAGAAGAUUCUCUUCAAACAUCGCCUUCGCCAGUGGCGACAGGAUCAGCAAAGCUUCCUUAGCAACAUUGCCGCUCACAUUGCGCUACCGAACGGGAACGGUACUGCCACUCCCGGUUCUGUCGUUGCACCACGCCAGUUACAUCCGGCGACCGCCCUUAAUGGCACACCUCCAACGUACAAACGAAAGUAUCCGUUCGAUUUGGAUAUCCAUUCCGCGGCGCAAACAGCUCUGCAGCAGCUACAGCAGCACCCACAGUCCGACGACGAUGUCGUGAGCAUCAAAACGGAUCACGAUCACGGGCCGGUGACUGCUGUUACCCUCAACGGGCAUGGCUCGAAGCGACGGUCUACCGCGGACCGAGAUUCGCCGCUCAUCAUGCCGCCCACCUAUACGGCCGCAUCGCUUUCCCUCGUCCAGCCGUUGGUGAAGCGCAAGAUCGAACCACCAACGCUCAAGGAACGAACGUCCGGUGCUAUCGGCGACAUACCGGUGCGCAUCGAUCGGGACAGUAUGCUGCGGCUGCUGCAAUCAUCGCAAUCGGGCCGCUGGAUAUUGAGCAGCUUCAAGCCGAACGAACCACUGGAACGGCGGGGCCAAACCAUCAUAACGCAUCUGAUCGUCGAUCAGUUCCUGCACUUUAACAUCCUCUUCAAGCAUCGCAUGAUGAGCCAUUACGCGGAUGUGAUAACGCAAGUGUUUCCCGCGGAAUUGAAAGAAAUUUACUACGCGCCCCGAAACACGGUCAAGCGGAAUACGUCCGGGAAGCUGUUCGAUCGGUACACGAACCAACGGUUGCGGCACAAGGAACGGUUGCCCCGGGUGAAGCCGUUCGUUGCGGACGAAUGGACCGAGCACAAGACAUUCGCCGAACUGGCGAUCCUGAACGAGGCUAUGCAGGGUGUACGCAGUGCGGCUACGGUGAACGGGGACGAUGCGACUGGCAGUGAGGAUGGCAACAUUAGCAACGAUUUCCUGCAACCGCUAGCAACGAUGUACGUCGAGGGUGAAGAUCAUCCGGUGACCAGUGGUGGUGGGGGUGAUGAUGGUGGUGCAGUUGACUACUCCACGCGGGAGGAUGACUGAUGACAGUGGGUGGUGGGUAGAGUGAAGCGGGCGGGGUUGGUUGUGAAAUAGUGAUGUGAACCACAGGAAUGACCAAGUGCCAAAUUGAGAUGUUAGGAAGAGCUGUUUGGAAAUAACUAAAACUACAAUAACACAGUGAAACUAAACUCGACGACAAGGUUUUCCGUUCAUGUCGGGAAUGUAUCGAAUAUCAAAAUUUGAUUAAAAGCAAACCAAGCAUUUGGUUGAUAAGCAUUACAGGGCCCUUAAGAUAAAUGUGGGUAGGUUAUGUCGGACGUGAAGAAUAAGCCUUUACAUAAACUAACCUGAGCGCUUCAACACAUUAAAGUAAGUUAUUGUUACAAAAAAGAAAACAAAAGUGAGGGUUCUUAAAGUUAGAGACCCAAAUUUACGUAUGACCCAAUGGCACUCAAAUCUACAUAGGAAGGACAUACGUCUGGCAUGAACGGAACUUCUCGGCGUGUUAUACAGGAUUCGAACAGUACUGCUAAGGAAACAUGACUCAUAGUUAUUAAAAAUGCAAAUAAAUUAAGCCAUUUUUUGUGUAGUGUCCUGACACGCAAGCUAAUUUAAGAGGAUGAAGACGCGAGGGGCGCAAAUGCAUCGAGAGGCGUCAAUAAAUGUAUUUAAAGUUAA
Anopheles stephensi (Asian malaria mosquito) is the source of this 3043-nucleotide messenger RNA. RefSeq lists its product as uncharacterized. NCBI's taxonomy places the organism in Eukaryota, Metazoa, Arthropoda, Insecta, Diptera, Culicidae. The record is from RefSeq and is a predicted model, not a curated record. The transcript has 2 exons. The coding region runs from base 1121 to 2407 and encodes 428 amino acids.